ACCCCCUGCCCAUAUAUAAAGCUCAAGCUAUCCCAAUAUAUACAGAUCUCACUCUCUCCCUCACUUCCCUUUUCAAACUAUGCCCAUGCCUACCCCUCAGCCACCACCACUCCUCCCCCUCCUCCUCCUCUUUGCCUUCCUCAUCCUCCUACUUCCCGCUCCCUCAGUCUCUGCUACCACCACAACCACAUCCAAUGCCACCACCACCACCACCACCCAACAAUUUAGGGAGGCCCCUCAAUUCUACAACUCCCCAGACUGCCCUUCCAUCACCUCCCUCCACCACGACGACGUGGACCCCGACGAAUCAGACGAUGACCACAUGAUGAUCUGCUCCUAUCAAGCCGUCCAUGUGGCAAUGACACUAGACACCGCCUACAUCCGCGGCUCCAUGGCCGCCAUCCUCUCCGUCCUCCAACACUCCUCCUGCCCCCAGAACGCCGUCUUCCACUUCGUUGCUUCAGCCACCGCCAACGCCUCCCUACUCCGCGAUACAAUCUCCUCCUCCUUCCCUUACCUGAAAUUCCGAAUCUACCCCUUCGACGACUCACACGUCUCCGGCCUCAUCUCCAUCUCCAUCCGCUCCGCCCUAGACUGUCCCCUCAACUACGCCCGCAGCUACCUCGCCGACCUCCUCCCCCUCUGCGUACGACGCGUCGUCUACCUCGACUCCGACCUCAUCCUAGUCGACGACAUUGCUAAGCUCGCCGCCACCCCCCUCGGCCCCUCUUCCGUCCUCGCCGCCCCUGAGUACUGCAACGCCAACUUCACUACCUAUUUUACCCCUGCCUUCUGGUCCAACCCCUCCCUCUCCCUCACCUUCGCCGACCGCAAGGCCUGCUACUUCAACACCGGCGUUAUGGUCAUCGACCUCGACCGCUGGAGAGGCGGCGACUACACCACGAAGAUCGAGGAGUGGAUGGAGUUGCAGAAGCGGAUGAGAAUCUACGAGCUCGGCUCGCUACCACCGUUUCUUCUGGUGUUCGCCGGGAACAUAGCGCCGGUGGAGCAUAGGUGGAACCAGCACGGGCUGGGAGGUGACAACUUCAGAGGGCUUUGCAGAGAUCUGCAUCCUGGUUCGGUGAGUUUGUUGCAUUGGAGCGGGAAGGGGAAGCCAUGGGCGAGGCUCGAGGCCAACAGGCCUUGCCCUCUGGAUGCUCUCUGGGCUCCUUAUGAUCUCUUGGAAACGCCAUUUGUUUUGGAUUCAUAAAAGUGUGGAACAAAACGGUGCGUUAUGGGUUUGAGAUGUGAAGCCGCCGCAGACUGUGAAUUGUGCGUCGUUGUUGGAUGAUGAGCUCGCUCGCUCGUAAUGAUCAGUCUUCGCUUGGAAAUUCGAUUGAAGAAGGGCGGUGGAAGGAAACAUAAUUGAAUUGUAUGUAGAUGAUGAUACAGGUACAUCUGGAAAAUAUGUAUAAAAAAAAAAGACAGAUGAUAUAUACUCAAAAAGUAAUAAAAAUGAAAUAAGUCAUGAAUUUUGUCACCAA
Molecule: messenger RNA, 1484 nt
Organism: Prunus avium (sweet cherry)
Lineage: Eukaryota; Viridiplantae; Streptophyta; Magnoliopsida; Rosales; Rosaceae
Gene: PARVUS
Product: Nucleotide-diphospho-sugar transferases superfamily protein
Cellular component (GO): Golgi apparatus
Molecular function (GO): glycosyltransferase activity
Source: RefSeq, a predicted model, not a curated record